Notechis scutatus (mainland tiger snake) is the source of this 1390-nucleotide messenger RNA. NCBI's taxonomy places the organism in Eukaryota, Metazoa, Chordata, Lepidosauria, Squamata, Elapidae. The record is from RefSeq and is a predicted model, not a curated record.
CUCAUUUUUCUUUUUCAAGGCUUUAAUGGGCAAGAGAAUAAGAAUUGCAAGGAGGAACACCAAGCAAUCCAUUCGAAAGGGGAGGAAAGGAAAUUUGUAGAUCAGAUGCAACCAAAGAAUGAUGAAACAAAGCAAUCACAAAGUGGAAUUAAAAGAAGUCUUCCUCUUGUCAAUUGGCUUCCUAACCAUACAAUGAUUGAUACAGAAGAAAGACCAUAUAAAUCCAUGAAGUGUGGAAAGUGGUUUAAUAAAUCCGAUCAUCUCAUUUCUCAUGACAAGACAUAUUCAGAAGAGAAACAAUUUACCUGCAUGGAGUGUGGAAAGACCUUCUCUUACAGUUGCUAUCUUAUAACCCAUCAAAGGAUCCACACAGGAGAACGACCGUAUAAAUGCACGGAGUGUGGGAAGACCUUUACUCGUAGCAGUCAUCUAGAUUGCCACAAGAGGAUCCACACAGGAGAGAAACCAUAUCAAUGCAUGGAGUGUGGAAAGACCUUUACUCAUGGCAGUCAUCUUAAUACCCACAGGAGGAUCCACACAGGAGAAAAACCGUAUCAUUGCAUGGAGUGUGAUGAGACCUUCUGUUAUUAUAAGACUUUUAUAAUCCAUCAAAGGAAUCACAGAGGAGAAAGUCCUUAUAUAUGCAUGAAAUGUGGAAAAACCUUUACUUGUAGCAGUAGUCUUAAAUCUCACAACUUGAUCCACACAGGAGAGAAGCCAUAUCAAUGCAUGGAGUGUGGAAAGAGCUUUAGGAAGCGUGGUAAUCUUAAUUCCCACAAGAGGAUCCACACAGGAGAGAAGCCAUAUGUAUGCAUAGAGUGUGGGAAGGCUUUUAGUCAGAAUAGUAAUCUUACCUCCCAUAAGAAGACCCAUACAGGAGAGAAACCAUAUGUGAGAAAUGAUAUAAGUUUGCUAUAGUUAUUCCUGCAAAGAUAAACCAUAUGGACUCCAUAUUUAGCCUAAGAACAAACCAAGAUAACAUAUUAAGUAACAGGUCUUAUUUUUGACAAAAACGUGUUUAUUCCUGAUUUUGCAAGAACAUUGUUGGCAGGGCACAUAAUAAUUUUGGGUCAGUGGGGGAUUUUUAGAAGAGACAUUGGGGAUUUUUGGAAGGUCACCCAAUGUUUAGUGAAAGAUGUCAAAUGAUAUGGGGUAUGCCCAGUGUUAUUACUGGAAUUAAAGGGGAAAACCAUGUAGGACAAACUUUCCUGGAAACAGAUUCAUACCCCACCUCUGACCAAUGAGAUUGCAGAAUAUGAUAACAGAAAGAGAUGUUAGACCUUUGGAAAUUGUAUAAAAAUCUUGUAAGAUUGGAAACUUGUCUAUCAAUAUCUCUUGACAUUGGGAUUCCACUUUUGCAAAAGUUUAAUAAACAGCUCUGAAUUUGUUC